AUGAGGCGCCCCCCCAGCAAUGGAGAGGCAGCCAGCGAAGGUCCAGGUGGCUGGGGCCUAUGGGAAGUCCAGGAGUCCAGGAGGCUGUGCUGUGCUGGUCCCGACCACUGCGGGCAGGCCUUGCUGCAGAUUGGGAUAAACAUGAUGGCGCUGCCUGGAGGCCACCAUCUGGACUCCACCCCCCUGCCGGGGCAGCAGCUGCAUCUAAUGCAGGUGGACUCGGUCCAGCGCUGGAUGGAGGACCUGAAGCUCAUGACUGAGUGCGAGUGCAUGUGCGUCCUGCAGGCCAAGCCCAUCAGCCUAGAGGAGGAUGCGCAGGGUGACCUCAUCCUGGCAGGCGGCGCGGGCCCUGGAGAUCCCCUGCAGCUGCUGCUCAGGCGGGGCUGGGUCAUCAGCACCGAGCUGCGCAGGAUUGGGCAGAAGCUGGCCCAGGACCGCUGGGCUCGCGUGCAUAACAUGAGCGUCCGGCUGACCUGCCAUGCUCGCUCCAUGGUCAGCGAGUAUAGUGCUGUCAGCAGGAGCUCCUCGCAGGAAAUGUGCCAGGUUGAGAAGCUGCUAAUGGAGAAAUGCAAUGAGCUCUCAGCAGUCACAGAGAGGUGCCUCCAGGUUGAGAAUGAGCACGUCCUGAAGUCGAUGAAAGCCUGCGUGAGUGAGACCCUGAGCACGCUGGGCCAGCACUUUGGCCAACUACUGGAGCUGGCUCUAACACGGGAGGUACAGGCACUGGUGAGAAAAAUUGAUGCCUCGGACAACAUCUACACCACCGAGUCCACCACAGGGAAUCUGUUCAGCCUGACCCAGGAGGGGGCUCCUUUGUGCCGCAUCAUAGCCAAGGAGGGUGGGGUUGUCGCACUCUUCAAGGUUUGUCGGCAGGACAGUUUCCGGUGCUUGUACCCCCAGGCGCUCCGCACACUGGCCUCCAUCUGCUGUGUGGAAGAAGGUGUUCACCAGCUGGAGAAGGUGGACGGUGUUCUGUGCUUGGCUGACAUCCUGACUGACAACAGCCACUCAGAGGCCACACGAGCUGAGGCUGCGGCUGUGGUGGCCCAGGUCACCUCCCCACACCUGCCCUUCACCCAGCACCUCAGUAGCUUCCUGGAGAGCAUGGAGGAGAUCGUCACAGCCCUGCUCAAACUGUGCCAAGAGGCCUCAUCCGGGGAAGUCUUCCUGCUGGCCUCUGCGGCCCUUGCCAACAUCACUUUCUUUGACACAAUGGCCUGUGAGAUGCUCCUGCAGCUGAACGCCAUCCGUGUCCUCCUGGAAGCCUGCAGCGACAAGCAGAGAGUGGACACGCCUUACACCCGGGACCAGAUUGUGACCAUCUUGGCAAACAUGUCUGUGCUAGAGCAGUGUGCCUCUGACAUCAUUCAGGAGAAUGGGGUCCAGCUUAUCAUGGACAUGUUGUCUGAGAAGCCACGAUCUGGGACCCCUGCCGAGGUGGCGGCUUGUGAGCGAGUCCAGCAGAAAGCUGCAGUGACCCUGGCCCGUCUCAGCAGAGACCCAGCUGUGGCACGGGAGGCUGUGCGGCUCAGCUGUAUGUCACGCCUCAUCGAGCUCUGCAGGUCCCCGUCAGAGAGGAAUAGCAGCGAUGCUGUGCUUGUGGCCUGCCUGGCUGCUCUGCGGAGACUGGCCGGAGUCUGCCCUGAAGGCCUCCAGGACUCUGACUUCCAGCAGCUGGUCCAGCCCCGGCUUGUGGACUCCUUCUUACUCUGCAGCAACAUGGAGGAGAGUUUCGUGUAG
Cynocephalus volans (Philippine flying lemur) is the source of this 1740-nucleotide messenger RNA. RefSeq names its product INSC spindle orientation adaptor protein (gene INSC). The transcript is spliced from 13 exons. The record is from RefSeq and is a predicted model, not a curated record. Bases 1 to 1740 code for a protein of 579 amino acids. Gene Ontology annotation, biological process: establishment of mitotic spindle orientation; asymmetric cell division; apical protein localization. Lineage: Eukaryota; Metazoa; Chordata; Mammalia; Dermoptera; Cynocephalidae. Gene Ontology annotation, molecular function: protein binding; cytoskeletal adaptor activity. Gene Ontology annotation, cellular component: apical cortex.